AUGUCCGCCAUCAAGCUCACGAGGGGCACUUCCUGCGUGCUCUGCCAGCAGCGAAAGGUCCGCUGCGACAAGAACAAGCCCUGCGCGAACUGCGUCAAGGCCCGCGUGGAAUGCCGCGUCGUGCCCCCUCAACCUCCCCGCCGGAGGAAGAAGCGGCUGCAGGAAAGGGACCUGAUUGAGAGGCUGAGAAAGUACGAGGGCCUCCUCUCCGACAACAAUAUCAAGUUCGACAGCAUCAGCGCCGAGUUCCUCGCCAGCCAGGGUCAUUCCGACGCCGGCGGCGGCAAUGACGAUGUGACGGAGCUCGAGACGGAUUUCGAGGGCCUGAGGACGAGCCCGAAACCGAGCGAUUCGACAUCGGCGGCUUCGAGAAGGAAGUCGACAAGUGAAAAACCUCCUAAAUGGUUCCCUUUGCAUAGAGAUUUCCGUGCCAACGAACACCUUCUUUACGACUCCUCCGAGGAUGAGGUCGAGGGAUCCAAGGUCCAUCAUGCUUUCGACAAGAUGUACGAAAACCAAGAGGGGUUUCCCUUCAUGGUUGGCGGAAUCAGUGCCUCUGUGACCCAUCUUCACCCGUCACCCAUUCACAUUUUUCAAAUUUGGCAGAUUUACAUUAACCGCGUAAAUCCACUGCUGCGCCUAACCCAUACCCCAACUAUUCAGGGAAAGAUCAUUGAGGCCUCGGCACGCCUCCACAGCAUCCCUAGGGACCUCGAGGCUCUCAUGUUUGCCAUCUAUCUCACAGCCAUCAACACCCUGGAGGAGGAAGAGGCGGUCGAGACCUUUGGCGAAUCCAAGACCGUGUUGUUGUCUAGAUUUCACUCUGGCUCGCAACAGUCACUUAUCAAUGCUGGUUUCAUGAGGUCCAACGACCUCAUGGUUCUCCAGGCCUUCAUUUUAUACUUGAUUGCCGUACGCCAAUUUAUGGAUCCUCGCCAAAUCUUUUGCCUGAUCGCCAUUGCCGUGCGUGUAGCCCAGCGUUUGGGACUCCACCGCGACCCAGCCCUCCUUGGGCUUUCGCCCUUUGAGGUCGAGCAACGGCGGCGGCUCUGGUGGACCAUUGUCGCCUACGACGGCCGGAUCGGCGAGAUGACGGGCGCCACGGAGCCGCCUCUGCCGCAUGCGGGAGCCACGGAGAUGAUAUUUUGUCUUGCCCGCCUUGAGUUAUCGUUGAUUGUGAGGAGCAACUCGAAUCUUGAUGAGCCUAUCAAGGCUGGCCCACCACCUUCCGAAGCCGAUCCGGGCCUUCCGACACCAGCUAGCUCUACGGCAGCGGCAUCGACCACCCCGGCGCCCAACAGCGGCACCGCCGGAUCCGAGACCCCGAACCCCGCUGGCCCGCCCCGGCUGCCCAUCCCCACCGUCCGGAGUGUGGCGAGGGAAAAUAUUAGCUACACGCUAGAGGGGUUUGCCGAGCACAUUGAGAGCCAGUACCUCCGACACUGCGACGAGCGCAUCCCGCUCCACUUCUUCACCCUUACGAUGACGAGGCAGAUGCUCCUCAAAAUGCGCGUCCUCGCGUUUCUCGUCCGGCUCGGCCACGGCGAUGCCCCACCCGGCGCGUCGGGCCUCGGGAUGCCGGGACGCGAAGGUUCCCCGCAGCAGGCACCCCUACCCUUUGACGAUGCGAAGCGGGACGAGCUGUUUUUCGAGGCCAUCCGGCUCAUCGAGUACGACGUGGUGCUGCAGGAAGCUCCCUCGCUACGCCCGUACAAGUGGUUCACCUACGUGCAUUUCCCUUUCCCGGCCUACAUGUUUUUGGUGAACGAGCUCCGCCGCCGCACGACAGGUGCGCUGGUGGAGCGUGCCUGGGAAGCCCUCAGCAUUAGCUACGAGCGGCGGGACCUCGUGAACAAGCUGCACAACCCCAUGCACAUGGCGUUUGGCCGCCUCUUCAUCAAGGCGUGGGACGCGCACGCCACCGCCCAGCGCGAGGUGGCGGGCCGCGAGGUUGUCCAACCCGCCUGGCUAGCCACCGUUCGCGCCCACGUGGAACGGUCCAAGCGGAGAGCAGGCGGACCAGGCGGCGGCGGCGGCGGCGACGGGGGCCGCAUGGAUGACGGCUUCUCCGCGUCCUCCUUUACGGGCAGCAGCAGCGUGCCCCCGAUGCCCCCUUUUGACGCGGGACACCCGCAGUAUCCCCAGACCCUCCCCACCGCCGCGCCCCUCAUCAACCCGCACGCGAGCCUGCGCGAGCGCGAGGAACAGCGCCGCCAGGUCAGCAGCGCCGCGGGCGGAAGCAGCGCCGCGGGCGGAAGCAGCGCCGCCGGACCCGACUUGAAUGACAUGGACUGGAGCUACGUCAUGCAGGAGUACGAGGCGGGCGGGUUGGCGGACUUUGGGCCGAGGCCUGGGCUUGCGCCGGCGGGUCGCUGCCGCGCAUGGGGAGUGGGGGUCGAUGAAUGGUGA
Messenger RNA from Parascedosporium putredinis, 2409 nucleotides. Lineage: Eukaryota; Fungi; Ascomycota; Sordariomycetes; Microascales; Microascaceae. The record is from the annotation of a GenBank genome assembly.